Zerene cesonia (dogface butterfly) is the source of this 1338-nucleotide messenger RNA. RefSeq names its product RYamide receptor-like. The record is from RefSeq and is a predicted model, not a curated record. NCBI's taxonomy places the organism in Eukaryota, Metazoa, Arthropoda, Insecta, Lepidoptera, Pieridae. The coding region runs from base 1 to 1338 and encodes 445 amino acids. Gene Ontology annotation, molecular function: neuropeptide Y receptor activity. Gene Ontology annotation, biological process: neuropeptide signaling pathway. The transcript has 6 exons. Gene Ontology annotation, cellular component: membrane.
AUGUUCUAUUCAACUGAAUUUGUUAACGAGAACAAAACGCAAGAUUAUACUGAGCUAUGCGACCCGAUGGUUUGCGCACAAAAUGGGAACUUCACUUGGAACGACACCUAUGGAAAUUUCACAAGAUUCCUCCCAUACUCCUGCAAGACGACGAAAUCUGAAGUGUUCUUCACGUCAUUUACGUUUCACUUUUGUGUAUACUUCAUGUACAGUGUGAUAUUCGUGAUCGCCCUUUUCGGAAAUGGCCUAGUGUGUUUCGUUGUACGGACUUCGCCGCGAAUGAAAACUGUGACGAACUUUUUCAUUGCGAAUUUGGCCAUUGGUGACAUUAUGAUGACCAUAUUCUGCGUUCCAUUUUCCUUUGUGUCGAUGCUAGUGUUACGCUACUGGCCGUUUGGGGCUGUGAUGUGCAAAAUAGUGAACUUCUCGCAAGCGGUGUCUGUGCUUGUUAGUGCGUAUACACUGUUAGCUAUAUCUGUGGAUAGGUAUAUAGUGAUAAUGCAGCCGUUGAAGCCUCGAUUGGGCAAGGCCGCGGCGAAAAUGGUAAUAUUAUGCGUGUGGUGUGGGGCCAUGGCGACGGCGGCUCCAAUACUCAUAGUAUCACGCUUGCAGAGGCCCUCCAUUUGGCAUGAGGUUUGUGAACUAGACGUCUGCACAGAAAUUUGGUCGACGCCUAAGCAAAGCGAACAUUACACCUGCGCACUGCUCACCCUGCAGUUUGCAUUACCCCUCGCGGCGCUGGUGUGUACGUAUGCGAGGAUCGCGUAUGUGGUCUGGGGGGUCAGACCGCCUGGAGAAGCAGAGAUGAUCAGGGACUCGAGGAUGCAGCUUUCUAAGAGGAAGAUGAUCAAGAUGAUGGUAACAGUGGUGACGGUGUUUACAAUUUGUUGGCUGCCUCUCAACGUAUUUUUAAUGCUGUGGAGUGCUCACGAAGAUGACGAAGAAUGGACAGCUUGGCCCGGGAUGCCGUACGUGUGGUUCGCGAGCCACUGGCUGGCGAUGUCGCACUGCUGCUACAACCCCAUCAUCUACUGCUACAUGAACUCGCGAUACCGGCGGGGCUUCCAGCAGGCGCUCAAGACGGUGAUUUGCCUAACUAAGAAGCCCACCAGCUGCUCGUACCAUCGUUCGAGCAUUUGUGAAGGAGUCCCUAUGUCGGAACUAGGUCCAAAUGGAACUCUGGCCAGGCGACCAACCUGUAACUGCCGAAUGAAGAAUGGCGACGGCAGCGGCAAGUGUUCCACUACCUCUAUAAAACAAAUAAAUAUGUUACAUCCGAAUAGCAUCCACAAGACUAUGAAUAAACGUUCCCCGUCUGUCCAUUCGAGACAGUACUAA